GCUCACACAGAUAAGUCCGCGUUGUAAACUGGAAGCUUAAAGAGGACACUUAAGUGAUGCAAACUGAGUGACAAUGGACACUUUGCAGGCUCACUUGGUUUUGGAGAACUACAUUGGCGGCCAGUUUGUUCCUUCCUCCUCCUAUUUAGAUUCUUAUGACCCAUCCACAGGAGAAGUAUAUUGUAAGGUGGCAGACAGUGGUCAAGAAGAGAUAGAAGCUGCUGUCAAAGCUGCACAAAGUGCUUUCCCAGAAUGGUCUUCCAAAAGUCCCCAGGAAAGAUCAAAACUAAUGAACAAGCUUGCAGAUCUCAUUGAAGAGGAUCUGGAAUCAUUUGCACAAGCAGAAUCCAAGGAUCAAGGGAAAACGAUAACAUUUGCUAGAACAGUCGACAUCCCCCGGGCAGUUUACAAUUUUCGUUUCUUUUCAUCAUCCAUCCUUCACCAAACAGCAGAGUGUACACAGAUGGACCAUAUGGGUUGCAUGCAUUAUAGUGAGAGAACACCGGUGGGAAUUGCUGGUUUAAUUAGUCCAUGGAACUUACCCCUUUACUUGUUGACCUGGAAAAUUGCUCCAGCCAUUGCAUGUGGAAACACUAUAAUUGCUAAACCCAGUGAAAUGACAUCUGUCACUGCUUGGAUGAUGUGCAAACUUCUUAAUAAAGCAGGGUUUCCACCGGGUGUUGUAAAUAUUGUAUUUGGGAGUGGUCCCAAAGCUGGAGAUGCUCUCGUUUCUCAUCCUGCGGUAUCACUGAUUUCCUUCACUGGAAGCACACUCACUGGUCAGCGCAUCAUUGAAAGGAGUGCUCCAUAUUGUAAGAAGCUCUCCUUGGAGCUUGGAGGCAAGAAUCCAGCAAUCAUCUUUGAAGAUGCCAAUUUGGAUGAAUGUGUUCCUGCCACUGUAAGAUCCAGCUUUGCUAAUCAGGGUGAGAUAUGCCUGUGCACCAGCAGAAUCUUUGUUCAGAGGAGCAUUUACAAAGAAUUUUUGAGAAGAUUUGUGGAAGCUGUCAAAAAGUGGAGAGUUGGAAGUCCCUCAGAUUCCACAGUUGACAUGGGAGCACUGAUAAGUAAAGAACAUUUAGCAAAGGUAAAGAGCUACAUUAAAAAAGCACAGGUAGAAGGGGCUAAGAUCCUGUGUGGUGAAGGAAUCGAUGUCUUGGUGCUUCCUACAAGAAAUCAGAAUGGUUAUUUCUUGCUUCCAACUGUUAUUACUGAAAUUGGUGAUGACUCGUGUUGCAUGCAGGAUGAGAUCUUUGGUCCUGUAACUUGUGUCACACCAUUUGACACAGAGGAUGAAGUGAUUAAAAGAGCCAAUGGAGUCCAGUAUGGCCUGGCUGCCACUGUUUGGUCAAGCAAUGUGGGGCGGGCUCAUCGUGUAGCUAAGAAACUUCAAUCAGGGUUGGUAUGGACCAAUUGCUGGCUUAUCAGAGACCUCAAUUUGCCCUUUGGGGGUAUGAAAGCCUCUGGGAUAGGCAGAGAGGGAGCAAAGGAUUCCUAUGAGUUUUUCACAGAGGUGAAAACUAUUACUAUAAAACACACUUAAAUGUAUUGAUAGAAAUAGUUGAGAAAUACUUAAGUAAUAAGAAAUAAGCCAAGUAGGUACUACACAAAGCCACGGCUUGUUAAUAAGUGUAUAUUCAAAAAUAUUCUUGUCACAUGGUAAUUUUUGUGCAAAAAGGUUUGCACUUCUUAUGAGUCAGUGCCUUCUUUGGGUGACAUUGAAGCCAAGUACAUUUUCAUGUGUCUUGGCCAUUAAAUCAGCAUUUUACCUCUACUUCUAUUACAUUGGUAUUAAUAUCUCCCACCCUCUCCAUUAUAUAUUUGAAGGAGAUAAUAGGAAGAAUAAAAUGUGUGCAAAUACACCCUCACAUAUGCAUACAACAAGGCCACUAAUUUCAAGUUCCAUUCCCAUCGCAAACAGUAUGUGAGGAAAAUAACUUAUUGUGACUCAGACUGGGACGUAGCCAAGGGGGGGGGGGUUUCUUGGGGUCUGGACCCCCCCUUCCAUUAGAAAAAUGAAUGGUGUGUGCUGCUGCGCUGCUGCACCCAAGCCCCAUUAUAAUGGUGGCACUUAGUCUGGACCCCCCCCCUUCCUAAAAUCCUAGCUACGUCCCUGACUCAGAUGUUUUACACAGCUUGUUGUAAUGUUUGUCCAUAUGACUAGUAGAAUGUUGUUCUUGUAAGCAAGAAGAUUUGACUUGAUGUUUUAACUCAGCAAUGGCAUUAAUUUGUGACCUCUCAGUCUUUCUCUAACUAGUAUAAUAUUGCUAAAGCACUUUUGCACUGUGACCAUAAUGCCAAAAUAAUAAUAAAGAAGGCUCUUCUGUUGUUGAGUUUUAAAUCCUU
This is a messenger RNA of Sceloporus undulatus (fence lizard), 2343 nucleotides long. RefSeq names its product aldehyde dehydrogenase 8 family member A1 (gene ALDH8A1). Gene Ontology annotation, molecular function: retinal dehydrogenase (NAD+) activity. Lineage: Eukaryota; Metazoa; Chordata; Lepidosauria; Squamata; Phrynosomatidae. The transcript is spliced from 7 exons. Bases 74 to 1540 code for a protein of 488 amino acids. Gene Ontology annotation, biological process: retinoic acid metabolic process. The record is from RefSeq and is a predicted model, not a curated record.